CCACAAAGGAUUGUGGGUGGAAUCCAACAUGGCGGCGUGCAGACGACAUUAGCCGGUAGUCUGUCCGGUUUGUUGUAUUUCUAUAAUUUGUAGUCGUCCAAAAUAGGUACAGAAGUUGUUUCAAAGUGACAAAUAAGCAACCGGAUAGGUAUGAACGAUUUGGGCUCCGAGUCAUCCUGAAAAUGUUGCAAAUUCAUAAGUAUGCGCCAUAAAUUACAAGAUCUCGAACAAUGGAGCUGAUGAUGACAGAGACCUAAGACACGUUACCCAUCCAGCAUGAGGAACCUCCACUCCUACAUUCAUUCCUUCACCCAUUCCAGGAUCCCCAUCCUCACCACUCUGUACUUCGUGCAGGGCCUCCCGUACGGCAUCCAGGCCCGCUUUCUACCCAUCUACCUGCGCACCAAGAACGUCUCUCUCACCAACCUCGGCUUCAUCAAGCUUCUCCUGUUACCAUGGUUACUCAAGAUCGUUUGGGCGCCGCUUCUCGAUCGCUACAGCUCCAAACAGACAUGGCUGCUGGUCAGCAUGGUGGGGCUCGCACUCGCAAGUCUGGCGGGCGCCGCAACCGACGAGGAACACUUUCCCAGCCUCUGCGCGGUUGUGUUCUUCAUGAACUUCUUCGCGUCGACGCAGGACGUUGCAGUGGACGGAAUCGCGGUGGCGAUACUGAGCGCGGACGAGCUUGGGAAGGGGAACACGGCGCAAGUCGUCGGUUACAAACUCGGGUCGAUCGUUGGCGGGGGCGGGCUCGUGUGGCUGAGUGAGUACCUACCCUGGCAUACCUUGUUUCUUGCCUUAAGCAUUACCUACUUGAGUACGAUAUUAUUAGUGUGUCAACUGCCCCAACUUUGGGGCAUAUACAUCAGGAAAAACAAAUGUAACGGGGACUCAAAAACAUUUCAGAGCAACACAGAAAACAAACGUGAGCCAAACAUAAAUGGAUACAUCCGUACAAGUCAAGAAAAAGGCCUUAAAGAUGUGUACAACAAAAAAGCAGAAGGAGCUGAUGACAGAAAUGCUGCUGUUACAUACAGAAACACUAGUUGUACAGAUGGAGAGAAGAAAAGAAGAGGAAGAGCAGAUGACUGGUGGAUGCUGGAGGUACUGAGGAGCCCAGGAACAGGAUGGAUGGUUGUGUACUGUCUACUGUACAAGUUAGGUGAGCAAGGUGCGAACGGCAUGUUCCCCCUGUACCUGGUGGACCAGGGAGUCCCAAAGGGAGCAGUGGGGAUGUGGACAGGUGUGGUGGGGCAGGGACUGUCCAUUGUUGGUUCACUCCUGGGGGGAUGGCUGCUGACAGGAUACUCCAAAAGAACGCCCCUCGACCUUCUGCACUUGACCUUCAAGUUGCGACUGUUACCCAUAAUCCUCCAGAUGGCAGUUAUCUGGGAAGGAAGCACACGGGAGUCUUCCUAUUCAUAUGGUUUGGCGGUGGCCUCCAUGUGCCUGCUACAACUGGUGGGCGGGGCCAUCACCACGGCAACCUUCACCACCAUGAUGCACUGCUCCCAACAAGCGCCCCCUAUCAUCCAGGGCAGUCACUACACCUCUCUUGCCACCUUCGAAGUCAUGGGCAAACUGUUGUUCAUGACAGUUGCGGGAAGUCUUACUGAUUUCUUUGGCUACUUUAAUAUCUAUGUCUUCUUUGUGUUUCUGAGUGUAGGUGUGAUGCCACUGUUAGAAGUCUGUCCUAUUAACUUUCACAAAAAACAAGUAAGUUAAGUCAUAAAAUAUGGAGCUGGUAUGAAUAAGAACUUAUAUCUAUACAAUUCUACAGUCUAUCACUACAGUUCAACUUGGUUCUCAUACUUCAGUUCACACAUGCAAAGAUCCUAAUGUUUAUGAAAAUGUACCAAAAUUUGUCAUAUCUGUAUUCUUGUUAUCGCACCAGGUAAGAGUAUGAAGUAUGUUUUUCUCGGAGCUGACACAACAUAGACUUAGUCGUAAGAUUUACUAUGAUGUAAUGUUACUAUUAACGUUACUAUUGGGUUCAAGCAUAAAAAAGUUGAGAGGAAAGUGUAAUAUAUAAUAAUACUAGUACAUGUAUUUUAUAUUUUCUCUUAAGUAUUUAAAUCACAGACAUUUGAAAGUAGCUUAUUGAACGUAGUGUCACUUUUAUAUCAUAAUGUUCUGAAAAAAAGUGUUAGAAUUUGAUAGAGCUAGUAUACAACAACAUAUUUUACUUAAUACAUGUAACGUUAGCUAGAUUUAUUGUUAGGCAACACCAAUUCUUCGAUUUGCCAGCGUCAUUUUUUUCUGGUAUUGAAACUUGAAAGAUUUAAACAAAGAUCACAAA
Messenger RNA from Branchiostoma belcheri (Belcher's lancelet), 2299 nucleotides. Its product is annotated as major facilitator superfamily domain-containing protein 3-like. The record is from RefSeq and is a predicted model, not a curated record. NCBI's taxonomy places the organism in Eukaryota, Metazoa, Chordata, Leptocardii, Amphioxiformes, Branchiostomatidae. Gene Ontology annotation, biological process: transmembrane transport. The transcript is spliced from 5 exons. Bases 277 to 1725 code for a protein of 482 amino acids. Gene Ontology annotation, molecular function: transmembrane transporter activity. Gene Ontology annotation, cellular component: membrane.